Chenopodium quinoa (quinoa) is the source of this 1647-nucleotide messenger RNA. RefSeq names its product WAT1-related protein At4g30420-like. The transcript is spliced from 6 exons. Lineage: Eukaryota; Viridiplantae; Streptophyta; Magnoliopsida; Caryophyllales; Amaranthaceae. Gene Ontology annotation, molecular function: transmembrane transporter activity. The record is from RefSeq and is a predicted model, not a curated record. The coding region runs from base 66 to 1007 and encodes 313 amino acids. Gene Ontology annotation, cellular component: plasma membrane.
UAUAAGAGAAGCAACUAAUGACAGAAAUCCUAGUCAUCAUCUGAUAGAAACAAAUCUAUAAACCAAUGAGGAGACUCGCCGCCAGUACUAUGCCAAGUAUGGGUUUUAAGAGCUUUCUUUUGGUGUUCAUCACAGCUUUUAUUGGGGUUACUCUGAAUCAGAACAUGUACUUUGAAGGAUUAUAUUUGGCUUCCUCAUCAAUUGCAAGUGCAACAUACAACUUGAUCCCUGCUGUCACCUUUAUGACUGCACAGUUGGAGCAAGUGAACUUAAGGACACUAAGCAGUGCAGCAAAGAUACUAGGAACGACCUUCUGCGUGGCAGGAGCAAUUUCUAUGGCGUUGUUGAGAGGUCCUAAGCUACUUAAUACUCAACUUCCACCACUCAAUUCUGCAUUGCUGCAUUUGUAUGCGGUUGACAAUGCCUGGUUGUUGGGCGUUCUAUGUCUCCUUGCUAGUAGUUGUUGCUGGUCCUUUUGGCUCAUUUUGCAGGUGCCUGUUAAUGCGCGUUACCCUGAUCACAUAUCUCUUUCAGCAUGGAUGUGUUUCCUAUCAAUGCUGCAAACUGGUGCCGUUGCCUUGUUCUUAGAGCCUGAUCCUGUUUCUUGGAAUUUAAGUUCAGGACUUGAACUCACUUGUUGCAUUUUCUCGGGUGUUAUGGGAUCAGGGGUACAAUUCUUCAUUCAAUCCUGGUGUAUCUCGCGUAGAGGUCCAUUUUACUCUGCUAUGUUUACUCCUCUAGCCACUGUCAUAACUACAGUUCUAGCCUGUAUUUUUCUCCACGAAGAAAUCUACCUUGGCAGUUUACUAGGUGCUAUUGCUGUGAUCAUUGGCUUAUACGUCGUGUUGUGGGGCAAAUCUGAAGAGCUAAGGGAAAAUCUGGUUCUUACAUCAGAAAAAUGUCCAACUAUAAUAGCCCAAGAAAAGAUAGGUGGUAAAAUUGAUUUGGAGCAACCACUUUUGACAGCUGAUAAUAAUACUACUACUGACAAGGUUUAUGUUAGUUGAUUGUAGAGUUGUAAAAUCACAUUCAAUUUUGUGAUCAAAAUUGUAAUAGCUAGGUGGUGUUCAUUAGUACAUAUCUCCAUAGAAUGUAUGUGUAAUGGAUGCAUUUUGGUAGUGUAUUAUUAGUCAAUUAAUUUUGCUAAGUUCGGAUAUCUUUGUUACAGUAUAAUUUUUGAACAUAUAGCAUUCAGGCAUGCUGUGCUUAAAACACACUUGUGCUUUCAUGCUACAGGUCCGGCUCAUAACUCUUAUCAAUGUAGCAAAGUUAAGUGGUUACUCGCCACUUCUUAGUUCACAAUACAGUUACAGGUUAAACUUUCGAAACAGUAGCUCAUAACUCUAUCAAUGUAGCAAAGUUAAGUGGUUCUCGCCACUUCUUUGGACACAAUACAGUUAUACAGGUAAAACUUUCGAAACAGUAUCAGCAGUUAUCAAGAACGAGAUAAAUCAAAUAGAGUAUAAACAAUGAGCUAUGAACACGCCAAAUGAGAAGCUCUGUCAUAGUAUAGAACAAAGUGAUCAAUAUACACAGCAACAUGACUAACAUAUAAACCGUAUGUCCAUAUACACUACUACUAGUGUAUGAAAAUAAUAGACAAACACAAGCUAUGCAGAGAUUAAAAAAAAAAAAAUUUGAACCAGA